Molecule: messenger RNA, 2533 nt
Organism: Halichondria panicea
Lineage: Eukaryota; Metazoa; Porifera; Demospongiae; Suberitida; Halichondriidae
Exons: 10
Coding region: 121-2376 (751 amino acids)
Biological process (GO): cell communication
Cellular component (GO): membrane
Source: RefSeq, a predicted model, not a curated record
AACAUGCAUCUAUAGAAGUCUAGUGUAGGAGAUUGCUGCAUGCAAGCUGCUCUGGAAUAUCAGUCAUUUAUUAUUUCAAGGCUAUAGCUAUAGUGUGCAUGUUAUAGUCAGUGCACAGCCAUGACUAUACUGUUACAGAGUGGUGUGCUGUGGGCUUUGGCUGUAGUGGCCUUGCUGCAUUCUGUAAGAGGUCAACUCAUGUUCGGUUUUGGAGAGCUGGACUUCACUAAUCCUGAGCCUAACAAUAUUACCGUCUCUGUCACCAAAAGUGGGGCUAACAUCGGUGACCUCGUCAUCAAUAUCACCCCACUGACGUAUGCCCAGCUGGAGAGUAUGGGAGUGCCGAUACCUGCCGGGAUUGGGGCGGGGGCCAGACCUGAUCCAGCCGAGUUUGAGGCGAACGGAAAGCAAGACUUCAGCAACGAUGUCAUCCAAGUCACGUUCCCUGCCACCACUGCGGUGGACCAGAUGGAACAGGCAGUCACCAUCUACUUUAGGAACGAUGAUAUUAACGAAGCAACGGAAGGAUUCUAUCUUCACGCCACCAUCGACACUGCCGCUAGUAACGCGAUGGACGUACAGCAAGCCAGUCCCGUACGGAGCGGAGUGACACUCAUCAACAUCAACGACGAUGACAUUAUACGUGUUGCUUUUGAGAUGUCUGCCUACACUGUGCGUGAAGAUGCUGGUUUGGUUGAUGAUCUACUCUUUGUGAUUAAGGAGGACGGACGAGCUUCGGAGCAAACCCUCAGGGUAUUGGUAGAGGCGUCAGUUCCAGCACAGGGUCGUGCCAUCAGAGGUCCAAUUAGUUCCGGUCCAAUCGAUUUCAUAAUCCCGGCGCUCAGUGAUCCGGAAGAAGUCACCGUUCCCAUAGAGUUUGUGUUCGAGGUCGCUGACUCCCGACUCAACAUCUCAUUCGAAAUUAUUGAAGAUGCUAUAUUAGAGUUAUUUGGGGACCAGAUGGAAAAUUUUGUUCUAUUGUUGUCCAUAGCUACCAAUCCCGCUGUGAAUCUGCAAGCCGGUGACAAUACCAGGGCCACUAUCUUCAUUAUAGAUAACGACGUUGGUAGAAUCGGGUGGGAGCAAACCUCGUACAGUAUUGUCGAGGGCGAUGCACUGCCGUUCCAAGUGCUGGAGGUGUGUGCCCGGAUACUUGAGCCGGCACAGAUUGCAUCGAAUGUGGAGGCAAUUAUUUUUGCUGACAACGUGGACAUUGGCUCUGCUAUCAGUAAUUCGGAUUACCUUGAUUUAGAGCCGGGAAGUUUCAGUGGAGACGAUAUAUUCAUAGUAGACCCUGGCUUCAGGGGGUGUGCCCAGUUAACUGUUAUCGGAGACGUAAUGCCUGAGGGGAACGAAACACUGCAGCUACGACUGGUCACUGAUAUGGGGAACCCAAACAUUAUUGUCAACGCUAACUUCGUGUUUGAUCCAAACGUGACUGAAGUCAUUAUCAUAAACGAUGAUGGAGAUAUACCAACUCCUAUGCCUAGCCCCUCCCCAAGUUCCACCCCAAGCCCAUCCCCUUCCCCCUCCUCGACAGAACCUCCUCUCCCACCACCCACAGUUGUCAUGGUAUCACCAUCCCCUUCGGCCACACCCACACCCGACUCCUCAGUUCGUAUGGGUGGAGAUCCUCACUACAGUAUCCUGCUGCCCACGGGCCAGCUCCUCUGUUACUCUGUCCAGGGAGAACACAACUUUGCCUUUAAUCUCAUCAGCAAUAAACUACUCCAAAUGAACGCUCUGUUUAUCGCCGAUAGCCGGAGAGAGGAGAUUACGUGGAUCGGAGAAUUAGGAGUGGUGGUGAAGGAAGGGCCUAAAAAGAAAAGUGGAAAUUCGACAUCGCUGCGCUUCUGCUCUAAAGAAAAAAUGGUAUGCGUCGGGGAUAAGAUUAAGUUGAAUGCUAGCGGUGUGGAGCGGCUGACGUUUAGUAAGGGCAAGUUGUCCAUAUCCGAGCGAGUGGAACAGGGAGACUUGGAACGGCCCGAGGUUAGGGUGGAGUUUCCCGAUAUGGGAAUCAGUUUUACGGUUGUGUUUGUGCGUGGAAAGCACUUGGAUAUGAUGUGGAAUAAAGUGGAACCAAGUAUGGAAAAAUCUCAUGGAAUGAUAGGUCAAUUCUUCCGCCAAGGUGUGAAGAUCGACGAGGCACGACGAUUAUUGCUCCUCCCUAAGUUGGAGCCGGUGGCGGUGAUGAGGAAACCUGUCUGGCACUUUAUGGAGAGAGAGUCUCCGGAUGAGAAGUUGUGUUGGGUGGCCAUGAACCAAGGUUACCAGGGCAAGGGACUCCUCCAGGGACACUACCUCGACUAUCUAGUAGAUGACGUCCUCACUGCGGACUUCAAGUUCAAGAAGUCCAAGAAGAAGAGAUCAGCCUAGAGAUAGUAACUCAGGACAACAGUUUUUAUUACAUAUUAUAUCUAGUAGAGACAUUUUGUAGAGACAAUUCUUUAGUUACCAUGACAUAGAUCUAUACGUGUACAAUCCUUUAAUUUGCUGUUCAUUUUCACAUUUGAUAAUUAUAAUUAAUAUAUGA